Messenger RNA from Arvicanthis niloticus (Nile rat), 1077 nucleotides. Lineage: Eukaryota; Metazoa; Chordata; Mammalia; Rodentia; Muridae. The record is from RefSeq and is a predicted model, not a curated record.
AUGCCCCUGCAGGCCUUACCCUUUAACACCCCCACGCGGCGAGGACAAGCGAGUUGGCGGGGGAGCCCCGCCGGCGGCCCGCCCCCUCGGAGCCGGGAUCGCGGCCGCCAGAGCGCUCCCCCGCGCCCACCCCCACUAGCGGCCGCAGGGGACCGCACGCCAGGUACGCGCGACACCGCGCGGUGUGCGCUCACGCCCCCUCGCCCGGGCUGCCCGACCGCCGUCCACCGAGGUCAGGCCCGGCCCGCGAGACUGGGUCAGAUCCAGCCGCUCGGGACCGGGAGGUCGGCCCUCCACCCCCGCCCCGCGACUCACUUGCACGCGAGUCGUGGCAGCCGCCGGAAUUCUUUCCACGCGCCGAACCCCCCGCCGCGGAACGAAACCCGGGAAGGGCGGCGUGCCGGCUCCGCACCCGAUCCCGCUCUCCGGUCCGCGUGCCAGGCUCCCGGGACGAGCAGCCCGCCCGAACCGGCCCUCCCUGCUCCGGUCCAGCCGGCAGCCCGCCGCCGCUGCUCGGGCCGCCGCCGAGCUGGCGAGAAGGCUUCUGAUUUGGAACCUCGGGCUGCCGAGCAUGCCCAGUCCGCGGCGGAGCCGGGUCGGCUUCCCGCGCGACGCUGGUCCGUUCCUCCGGGUGUUCCCGGCGGCCGGGGGGCGGGGACCGCGGACGCUCGGCCGGGGACCCAGCUGAGUCCCGCAGGACAGCUUGCCCUGGGGUGUGGGGACUUGGGGGGGUGGGGGUCCUUUUCGUUUCUAGAAACGGGAACUGGAGAUGCGGGCCCUUACCCCCUUCCCCACCCCAUCUACGAGAAGAGGAAGGGCCCACAUGGUGGGUUUCAUCCUCCGGGAUCAGAAGCCCAAUUGGGAGCCAGCCCGAGAGUUGUGCGGCUAAAGCGGCCAGAAAGCUGGGAACGCAAACUCAGCCUUCGAGAAAUUACCAUCUGGGACAGCUGUUGGCAAACUACACUGGCAUUUUCUUCCCCACCAAGCCCAAGAGCUGCGACACUUGUGACUCCUUCAUGAUUGAUCAUUUAAAAACGGAUGGACCUCAAACUCUUCGGGACAUUUUCCGAAGCUCUA